Notolabrus celidotus (New Zealand spotty) is the source of this 1227-nucleotide messenger RNA. It is a transcript of the gene xkr4, whose product is annotated as XK related 4. The record is from RefSeq and is a predicted model, not a curated record. Gene Ontology annotation, cellular component: plasma membrane. The coding region runs from base 1 to 1227 and encodes 408 amino acids. Gene Ontology annotation, biological process: apoptotic process involved in development; engulfment of apoptotic cell; phosphatidylserine exposure on apoptotic cell surface. NCBI's taxonomy places the organism in Eukaryota, Metazoa, Chordata, Actinopteri, Labriformes, Labridae. The transcript is spliced from 5 exons.
AUGAAUGAUAACUGUGGGUCAGUGGAUGCUCCUGCACACAAGGUGACAAUUUCACUUGGUAAGAUUUGGAGGUAUUUCCACACAAUCUACCUGGGCAUUAGGAGCCGACAGAGCACAGAGACGGAGCGCUGGCGUUACCACUGGAGGAUGGUCUAUGAGUUUGCAGACGUGAGCAUGCUGCACCUACUGGCCACCUUCCUGGAGAGCGCUCCACAACUGGUGCUGCAGCUGUGCAUCAUCAUACAGACACACAAGCUCCAGGCCGUGCAAGGCAUGACUGCAGCAGCCUCCCUGGUGUCCCUGGCCUGGGCCCUGGCCUCCUAUCAGAAAGCCCUCAGAGAGUCUCGGGAUGAUAAGAAGCCCAUCAGCUACCUGGCCGUCAUCAUCCAGUUCUGCUGGCACUUCUUCACGAUCGCCGCGAGGGUCAUCACCUUCGCUCUGUUCGCUUCUGUGUUCCAACUGUACUUUGGCAUCUUCAUCGUCCUGCACUGGUGCAUCAUGACCUUCUGGAUUGUUCAUUGUGAGACAGACUUCUGCAUUAGCAAAUGGGAGGAGAUUGUAUUUGAUAUGGUGGUGGGCAUAAUCUACAUCUUUUCCUGGUUCAACGUCAAAGAGGGACGGACAAGGUAUCGUCUCUUCAUCUACUACCUGGUGAUCCUGGUGGAGAACGCUGCUCUCAGUGCGCUGUGGUAUCUAUACCGGUCUCCUCCCACGACUGACGCCUUCGCGGUGCCCGCACUCUGUGUCAUCUUCAGUAGUUUCCUCACCGGCGUGGUCUUCAUGCUCAUGUACUAUGCUUUUUUCCAUCCCAACGGGCCACGCUUCGGACGCUCUCCUAGCGGGCAGGGUCUGGACCUGGACCCCACUGCCCAGUUCUCCACACUACCAUCCGAAGGCGCCACCAACUCGCUGCGCUCCAACCGAGGCGCCACCACGACACUCGAGCGCGACACUGGGAAGUACUCCGAGCGGGACGGCUGUAUGCCGGUGUUUCAGGUGCGACCCACGGUGCCGUCCACGCCGUCGUCCCGCGCCGCACGCCUCGAUGAGACUGUCAUCAAGAUUGACCUUUGUAGGAACCGCUACCCGGCCUGGGAGCGCCACGUGCUUGAUCGCAGUAUACGAAAGGCAAUACUGGCUAUAGACUGCUCCACGAGUCCCCCGCGGCUACAGUACAAAGACGACGCUCUGGUUCAGGAGAGAUUGGAAUAUGAGACCACGUUAUAG